Molecule: messenger RNA, 12868 nt
Organism: Ictalurus furcatus (blue catfish)
Lineage: Eukaryota; Metazoa; Chordata; Actinopteri; Siluriformes; Ictaluridae
Product: trinucleotide repeat-containing gene 6A protein-like
Exons: 21
Coding region: 2947-7950 (1667 amino acids)
Biological process (GO): positive regulation of nuclear-transcribed mRNA poly(A) tail shortening; miRNA-mediated post-transcriptional gene silencing
Cellular component (GO): P-body; nucleoplasm
Molecular function (GO): nucleic acid binding
Source: RefSeq, a predicted model, not a curated record
GUAAUCUAUAAAAUGGUACACAGGCAUAAGUAUCUCAUUAGCUGCUUGUCUGUCGAGGCAUAGUUUACCACGCUGAAUCCCGUAAGUAGAUUAUCCUAAGCUUUCUGUCCCUCGUUACCACGUUGUUUAUUUCUCAGUGCUCAAACUAAACUCGCAGUAGGGCUUUUUGUCUCGCACGGGUUUUAAUUAUGUUUAUAGAGAAAUCAAAAGGGAAAGAGCCGGUAUUUCGUGGCAGGAAGAAUGUUCUGUAUCUGAUGGCUGCUGAGAAAGAGGAGGUUGGGGUAAAGGUAAUGAGAUCAGGGCUGUGACGAUGGCACAGACAACGUCAUUGGUCAUGCCAGACAUGUCACGUGAUUUGUGUACACGUUACGUCGUUACGCAGCCGGUUAUAAGGUGUGUGUAGGAUAGUAAACCGACAAAAAAGAAACCCGUAUUACAAAAUACAGCACAUUUUAUUUUUGUCAACCUUAAAGCUGCAGACACCACGUUUUCCCACCAGACAUUUAACUCUUCUGACUUUCUGUAGGUUCCUGAUACUAUUGAUCAUCCCAACCAUACAUGGUAAAGAAAUCUGAACUGUUAUACUGGCCUAGACGGUCUUCCCAUUGUCUCUUCAGUGGUCUGUUGUGUUUAAUGUGCUAUUUUAUUUAUUUUACAACAGAGGUUAAUGGAAAGUCUGAUGAUUCAGACGUUUAUCUCUUGACCUUGUCUCUGUUUGCUUUGUAGAUUCAGGCUUCAGGGAAAAAGAAAUUUUGUGUGUAUUUUGCAAAUAACACUAACUUAAGUAAGCUGCUUUUAGAGCAGAGCAGAGCAGUGCACAGCCUGUAGUAAAUAAACUGCUGGCCAGGAGAUUAGCCCUAGUGUCAUUUAAACACCGCCGCCUUGCACAGAAGAGCUAAAUUAUCUCUUCUGCAGCACGAUUUAUUUUUCUUCCCUUCAUGGGUCGUGCUUAAUAGGAAGUCUACCCUUGAGGGCCAUGUGCAUGUCCCGCUUUGAAGGGAGAUGCCAACACAUGAAAUGCAGAGUCCGAUGGAGCCGGGCAGUACGACAUUUAUAAUAAUAUCAGUAUGCCCAGAGAUCGUUUGACAUCACCACAGCCGGGACUGGCCAAUAUGAUAAAGAUAUUAUGUAUGAUGCUUAAAGACAAUUCAUUAUGAUUAUACACUCACCGGCCACUUGUAAUAAUAGAACCAUCUCUCUCUCUCUCUCUCUAUCUGAAUCUCUGUGUGUGUGUGUGUGUGUGUGUGUGUGUGUGUCUGUCUCUCUCUUUUUUUCGUCCGAUUACUGGAUGGUUGUUUUUUUUUUGUUUUUUUUUGUCUUUUUGUGAAAAUCCCAGGUUUUCCCUGUAGUUUAUAAAAUAUUCAAAGCAUGCUGUCUGUCACCUACAACCGACAUAGUCAGAACAAUUCUUCAUUCCUCCAUUUUUUUUUUCCCCCCUCCAUCCUGACAUUUGAUGUGAAGAUUAACUGAAGCUUGUGACCUGUAUCCGCAUGACUUUAUGCAUUGUCCUUCUGACACCUGAUUGGCUGAUUGGAUAAUUGCAUAAAUGAGUAGGUGUACUGGUGUUCCUUUUCAAGAAACUCCCCCCCCCCCCAAAUAACCAGUAGAACAAAUUUCGCAUGAAAAAACAGCUACAAACUUUUAUUUUAAUAGUAAUUGAAACUUUAAUUUAAUAUCUACAAAUAGUUUAUCACUAAAUGAGAAAAGAAAAAAACUCUGUAAAUAAGAGACGUCUACAAUUAUUAGAAAUAAUUUUGCAAAACCUCAACAAAGCAGACUUGGUAAAUGAACUGUUAUGAGGGGGGAGGAAAUGUUUCAACAUUAUAUUGCCAUUACCUAGCUCUAACCGCAACAGAUUUCCAUACGACUCACCACCCACAAGGUGAAAUAAUAUUAAAGUGCACCUAUUAUGGUUUUUCAAAUAUUACCUUGUAAAAAAGUCUGCAAAAUUUUAAAAAAUUGGAGCGCACGACAAACGGAGUUAUCGACUCCCAAAAGAAGGAAUCGAUACUGAACAGCUGAAACGAGUCGUUAGUGAUUCCAGACUUUACUUCCUGUACUAACCUACAUGGGUUUGUAACAGAAAGCCCCGCCUCUGGUCUUCAUCGGCUGCUCGCAGACAGACGGAACUGAAACUCGUUAUGGUAGUGGGCGUUUCCUUUUACGACACAUGCAGACUGCGCUAGACCAAUCACAACAGACUAGGAAAUCUGACCAAUCAGAGCAGAGUAUGCUCUCUAAAAGGAGGAGUUUAGAAUGAAUCCUUUAGAACAGAUCAUUGAAUGAGUCAUUUGUGACCCGGGGGUAUAACGCUGCAGUUUAAAUUAUGAGCACAUUAAAGUGUUUUUUGACCUUAAAUGCAUGUAAAUCUAGCGUAUAAGACCUAUAAAACAAAAUUAGGCACGUUUCAAAUCCUUAAUACGUGCGCGUUAACCAGAUUCUGUAAAAACCUUUUCAGAUUUAGAUUUAACCAGAGUCCUUAUGUUUCUUCAUUUCCUGUUGUGUCUGGAAUUUGAGAUUACAGCGGGCAGACAGAAAUAAAAAGCUUUCGUUUUAUUUCAGGAAGAUAGUUUUUACUUUACAUUAGAACAUUAAAAACUUAAUGUCUUAUUGUUUAAGGUGCCGUCCUCAAGCGAACUAGCUGUCAGUGAAAGCAGUGUACCAAGUUAAUGCCAGAACAUACGGAGUCCAGUUCCUGCCAGCCUCAGUCUGUCUAUCGCAAACAGCACCACCUCUGUCAAAUCCUGCGCCAUCAGCGAUGCCAACUGGCCCAGAGACCGCCAACGCCCGCCACAUCUCAGCCGGAAGCAAUUGCUGAAAGUUUAGCGCCGUACCGCGGCAAUCGCCGCCACCCUGGGAACUCAAGUGCAACUCACGUCCAUCCACCGAGGGAAGCAAAGCCCCGAGGGGCCUGAAGUAUACUGCACCAAAGCCCUCCUCUCAGGCAUGGCUCCCAUUCGGGACUCGGUCAGCCACUCCCCUAACCAAACAGGUUUGGAUCACGCUGGUCUGGACCCUCAAUAUGAGAAUUCACCCUGGAGCUCUGGCUCACCCUGCAGUGAUUCAAACAGUAACUGGGGCAAAGUAGACAGCUGUGAUAAGGGAGCCUGGCCUUCCAUCACUGGUAGUGACCCAGAGCUGGCCUCAGAAUGUAUGGAUGCUGACUCUGUCUCCAGCUCAGGGUCCGAGAAAAACCUCUGCAUGAUGGCUUCUGGGAUCGCUGGUGGUGACAGCAAUGGUAAUAGGCAAGGCAGCAAUCAAGGUUCUCAUUUCAUGGUUGCAAAUGGCAGCAAUAAUGUGGCAAAUGGGAGUGUUAAGGGUCCUUGGGGCUCAGUGCUAAGCACAUGUCAAGGUUCUGGAGAGAGUGCCAGUGACAAGCUGGCAGAAGUUGGUCAUGGAAAAAUGAAUGCAUGGGGUACCCAAGUUCCCUCAACUAAUGCAGGUGUAAAUCCAAGCACUUUGAACCCAAAUGCCAACCAUGGUGCCUGGCCCGUUCUGCAGAAUGCUGGUCCCAACUCCCAUGUGCCUUUGGGCAGUGGGAACGGGGGAACCAACACUCAACGAAGCACCAUAGGUCAAAUGCCCAGCAUGCCGAGUGUUAACUCUAAGAUGUCCUGGGGAAGCCUGCAGGAAAAGGUGGUCGAAUCUGAAGCCAAUGGUACAAGCAAGGUUCUAAGUGGGCAGCCUCAAAACCUUAACACUGAAUUUAACGGACCAAAUAACACUACUAACCCUAUGACCUCUAGUUUACCAAACUCUACAGGUUCACUGCAGAUGAAUGAACGAUCCUGGCCUGUGAGCACAGGGGGCUCCCCUCAGCUCCAAACUACUCCUGUCUCUAAUGGCACUUCCAUUUCUCAGCAUGGCAACAGCGAGGGGAUGAACAGCGGGUCCUACGGUACAGCAUGGGGUGCUCCGCCCAGCACUACUUACUCUGAAGACAAAUGUUCUGUCCCAAAAGGCCAAGCUGUGGGCGACACUGUGAACGCAACUCUAAUGCAGUCCGGAGCUAAUGGAUCUUCUGUGAGCGCUGCUUCUUUCAAAAAUAAUAACAACGGGAUGGUCAGUUGUGGAGGAGGCUGGGACUCUCAGUCCACUGCCUCUCAAAAUUUGACUUGGGGAGCAGGUAACAGCAUGGGUGCUGCUGGAGCCUCUUGUCCCUGGGGUAGCACCUCCUCUUCCUCAUCGUCCUCCUCAACGUCUUCAAACACUGGCACUAAAGUCUCGAGUGGGGAGUGGGGCGCAUUGCCCAGCAACAAUCAGCAUUCCAAUGAUGGCACAAGCGGGAGCAGGAAGGGAACAAAUGGGUGGAAGUCCUUGGAAGAUGACGCUCUUGGGAUAGGGAGCGGUGGUCAGUCGUCCCAAGGCAGCACAUGGAACAAAUCCACAGGCAGCGAAGGAAGUGGGGAAAGCUCGGGAACUCAUAGUGAGAAGGAUGGACAACGUAAUGGCAAUCGCAGGAGGGGCAACCAGCAGAGUUUGAUACAAACAGCUCUCUCUAGAACUGAUAUGGACCCAAGGGUGCUAUCCAACCAAGGAUGGGGACAGACCCCAGUCCGGCAAAACACUGCCUGGGAUGUAUCCAGCUCUGAGAAGAAGGCUGGAAAUGGGUCACAUGGAUGGGGUAGUGCUUCCCCCCAAAUGUCAAGCUCCCAAAGUGGAUGGGGAGACUCACCCAGCACCAACACUAACAAUGCUGGUGCAUCUGGUUGGGGCGAACAGAAGCCCACCUCUGGUUGGGGGGAGACCAAAGCUCAGAAUGGCUGGGAAGAUUCUUCAGCCGGAAUGAACAAAGGUAAUUCAUCUUGGGGUAACUGUAAGGAUGACAAAUCCUCUUCCUGGAGUAAUGGACAAAAGACAAAACAGAGUUGGGGUGGCUCUUCUGGAGAAGGAUGGGGUGGGGAAGGUUCAAGAGGGAACCACUGGGUGGAGCCACAGAAAUCUGGAUCUGGAGGUUGGGAUAGCGACAGUGACCGCUCUGGUUCAGGAUGGAAUGAGGCCGGGCGCUGUAACACAAACAACACUUGGGGUGGAAGUGGGAGCACUAACACUCCUGACCAAGGUGGUCAGUCAGCUGGAUGGGGAGAUUCUGUAAAGACUAACAAUCAGAACCAAGGCUGGGGUGAGCCAAUCAAACAAAGUCACUCCAACCCAGCCUGGGGUGAAGCUACAAAAUCCAGCAACCAGUCAGAGUGGGGAAAAGGCCAGGAUGCCAACGCAGGGACGUUCAGGGCAGGAAAUGGUUCUCAAACUGGAGCCAAAAACAAGUCAACUGGAUGGCUGGGAGGUCCCAUGCCUGCUGCUCUGAAAGAAGAAGAGCCGACAGGUUGGGAAGAGCCAUCUCCUGAAUCUGUCCGGCGCCGGAUGGAGAUUGAUGAUGGCACUUCUGCAUGGGGAGAUCCAAGCAAGUACAGCUACAACAGUGUGAACAUGUGGAACAAGAAUACCUCUGCAGAGCAGGAUAUUUCUCAGCAAAAACCACCUCCACCAGCCCCAAGCUCCAUGGGGCAAAAAGAGAAGAGCUGCAACUCAGGUUGGGGAGAGCCGUAUGCAGGGCCUCAAAAGGCGGAGUCCUCGUCGUGGGCAGAGCCUGCGGUGGACAUUGGCACGUCUGCGUGGGGAAAGCCGAUGGAUUCUGGGUCGAGCUGGGAGGAACCAGGAAGAGAGAAAACGGGGAAUGGGUGGAGCUCCCAAUCACAGCACAAACCCGGACCGAAGCCUGUGCAGAGCAGCUGGGAUGGUGAGAUGGCGAUGCCCGCUCCCUCUAAUUGGGAGGAGGAGGAGGAGGUGGAGAUCGGCAUGUGGAAUAACAACACACCACAGGAAGUGAAUCAGUCAGGAAACUGGUCCUACUCAAAGAAGGUCCCUCCUAAGAUGAACAAAGGCCCCGGGAAGCCUGACGAUCCAUGGAUGAACCAGUUUGUGAAGCAGUUCAACAGCAUGAAUUUCCCUAGGGAUUCUGAAGACUCCAUGAAGAGCAAUAAAAUGGACAUGCCUGCAGCAAUGAUGGAUAAGAGGAUGGAUGUGGAUAAACACAACACGAGCAUGCCAUCAGCCUCACGCCACCCUAUCCACAAAGAUCCGCCACCCAUUGAUCGCAAUUCGUACAUGGAGAAGAAUGUUAACAUGUACGGAGGUGGAAACGCAACAGCACAAGGCCGAAACUCCCAGCAGCCUCCAGCACAACCUCUGAACUCGACUCAGUCCAAUUUACGCAACCAAGUGCCUCCUCCACUGCUCCCCUCUCAGGUCCCUCCAUCGCUGUUGAAGUAUACACCCAAUAAUACAGGUCUGAAUACGAUCUUUGGCCCUCAGCAGAUGGCUAUGCUCAAUCAGCUUUCCCAGCUCAACCAGCUCUCUCAGCUCAAUCAAAUAAAUCAGCUGCAGCGUCUUCUCAUUCAGCAGAAAGCUCAGAAUCAGAGGGUCAUGACUGGCAACAACCGCCAAGCCCAAGAACAACAGGUCCGUGGCUUUCCUGCAGGUGCCAUGGUCCCGCCCCCUCGUCAUGUGGAUCCUCCCCUGCUGAAGCAACACUCCCCCCCACAGCCUGCCGCACUGCACCAGCCCAAACCCUACAUGGACAACUUCAUCAGCCUGAACACACCUGACCUGCACAAAGAACAACACACACUCAACUCUUUUACCAACUUCCCUUUAGGCUUGGCCUCAAACUUGAAUGUAAACAAUCCUGAUCUUGGUAGUGUUGGGUUCAAAGAGCCACAGUCCCGUCUGAAGAAGUGGACCGCCAUGGACGUUUCCAUUAACUCGCCACUCGAUCAAAACCCCAGCAAACCUGGUGCUAUCACCUCUCUGAGGAUUGAAGACCCUCCCUUUGGUCCGUAUGACUUUAUAAGCUCCACUAAUUCUCCCAUCAGCCCCCCUGGUUCAGUGGGAGAUGGCUGGCCCACUCGUGCCAAAUCACCUCAUGCAUCCUCUGUCAACUGGCCACCAGAGUUUCGUCCCGGUGAGCCAUGGAAAGGUUACCCGAACAUCGACCCCGAGACUGACCCGUUCGUCACUCCUGGCAGUGUGAUUAACAACCUCUCUAUUAACACAGUGCGGGAUGUUGAUCACCUCAGGGACAGGAACAUUGGGCCAUCCUCAUCACUAAACACCACGCUGCCUUCCAACAGUGCCUGGACAUCCAUUCGUGCCUCCAACCACAGCAGUUCCCUCAGCAGUACAGCACAAAGCACUUCAGCCAGAAACAGCGACUCUAAAUGGUCUCCUGGUUCAGUGUCUAACUCUUCUUUAGCCCAUGAGCUGUGGAAGGUUCCUCUGUCGUCUAAAGGCGUCUCAGCUCCGUCCCGUCCCCCGCCCGGCCUCACCGGGCAGAAACAGCCCUCCUCCUGGGGCAAUGGCUCUCUGAGACUUGGUGCCUGGGGCAGUUCUGAACCCAGAUACACCCCAGGGUCCAGCUGGGGUGAAAGCAGCUCAGGGAGAACCAACUGGCUUGUUCUCAAAAAUCUCACACCUCAGAUUGAUGGCUCCACCCUGCGUACUCUGUGCAUGCAGCACGGUCCACUCAUCACAUUCCACCUGAACCUGCCACAUGGAAAUGCUCUCGUCUGCUACAGCUCAAAGGAGGAGGCGUCAAAGGCUCAGAAAUCACUGCACAUGUGCGUGUUGGGGAACACUACUAUCCUGGCUGACUUUGCAAGCGAGGAGGAGAUAAAUCGUUUUUUUGCACAAGGCCAGUCGAUGUGCGUGUCUGCAGGCUGGCAGGCGCUAGCGUCCUCUCAGAGCCGGCUCUCGUCAGACGCCUUUUCCAGCGGCAGCGGUGGGGGUGAGCUGCACUCGUCCUCCUCUCUGUGGGGGGCACCGAGCUACUCCAGCAGCCUGUGGGGAUCCAGCACCUGCCCUGAGGGGAGCAAUCGGCUCAGCAGUCCAUCCCCCAUUGCCUCCUUCCUGCCAGUGGAUCACAUGACAGGAAGUGGCGACUCCAUGUAAUGCAUCAAAACACAACAGAAAAACAAACCCUGUGACCUCAGCGUGGCAUAGCUCAUCCGAAUCAUGACUAUAUAGAUUCUUUAUGGAGAAAAAAAAAAAUCUAAAGGCACUAGUUUCUUCACUUACAAGCGUAAUAAUAUUAAUCAUAAUAAGGCGGGGUCAACCUGUGGAAGUAAGUUACGACUUUUUCUUUUUCUCUCUUUUUUUUUUUCCUUUUUUUUUUUCUCUCUGCACAUAUGUCCACUUUGUUUUAGCCCAAAAACAAAAACAUAUCAGUGUGAAUACUUGAAUCAUGCAGGCCAAUACGAUAAUGUGAAAGGAUGCGUUUUAAACCUUCCAGGUCGUGCUCUUCAUGCAGACAUACAGGAAAAACUAAAUCUUUCAGCUUAUUCAUGUUUAUCAGAAUUCCAGUUCUUUUUAUUUUUUAUUUUUUUUUAUGUGUGUUUGUUUGCUGACAAUGUUUAAGCUUUUUUUUUUUUUUUUUUUUUUUUUUUUUUUUUUUUUAACUUUGCACUGAAUGUGGUUUUUCUCAGUAUAUAACUCUGCAAUAUCGAGGGAGCCGACAGUUCCAGUGUAGAUGUUUACUCAAGGAUGUUCUUAAAAUGCGUCUGUGUGUGUGUUUGCGAGUGUGUGUGUGUGUAUGCGUGCGUGUGCAUGUAUGUGUGCGCUCUACUAUGCCUUGACGUACGCCUACCUUAUCGUGGUAUUGUGGAGUCCGAGAUCAAGAUAAGAUGCUGACCUUUAGGAUUACCUGAUGGUGAUAUUACACGUUAAAUGAGUAUUGCACCGAUUUAUCUUUCUUUUUUUGUGUGUGUGUGUGUGUUUUAAAAGAAAACUAAAGAAUUUAGCAUUCUGCAGUCUAAAGAAACUGUAGCCACAGCUGUGACUCGCAAAAAAAAAAACAACAAAAAAAAAAAACAGCACUUUGAGGAUAGGCUUUCGAUUACUUUGGUCUUUUUGGAGGCGCCACAUCGGGUUCCUCUUGUUUACAGACUUUCGAGGGGGGAAACGUACGCUCAUUCUUCCUUCAUUUUAAAUGAGAAACAAAAAUGCACAAAAACCUUUAAAAAAAAAAAAUUAUAAAAUGAAGAGAAAAAAAUAAAUAAAAAUAUAUAUAAAAUAAAUAAAAGUUGAGAAAAAAAAAAAACCUACAGAAACCGUUGUGGAUGAAGACGAUGCGGUGUAUCUCUGGGAAAUACUGAUCAGUGUUCGGCCAUGCCGUCGGUUAUUUGAUGUAUUCCUGUCGUCUGCUCAAUAACCAGCAUGGUUCUCAGGAAAUAUAGCCAGUUUUUCCCCUCAAAUAAAAACUCCUAAUUGUAGGAAAAAUCAACUUUUAGCACUGAAACGACUACUUGGAGCUGAGUGCGUUUAUUUCUCUGCCAAAUACCUGCUUUAAGCUGGAGACAUUCUACACACCGCGCUCAUCACCUGCCCCACUCACUUCCUAAUCUCUAACCAGAAGUUCUACUACUCUUUUAUUUUUGCUCGUCUUCUCUUCUUAUUGCUCUUUUGAAUUGUUUGGUCUUUUUUUUUUUUUUCUCCCCCCCUCCCUCCCCAAUACUUUUGUAUUGAAUCCUCCCCCCCCCCCCCCAUUCUUCUAAUCCUCCUUUACUUCUUUUGAUUUUAAUUCCUUCAUUUUUCCCCCUACACCUUUACUUGUAUUCUAGCGUUUUUUGGGUUUUUUUUUUCACCCCUUAUUGCCUCAUUGUUCUUCUCCCCCUCAGUGUUCGAGUGUGGUUUAAAAGGAAAGAAAAAGCAGAAACUAUGCAUUUCCUGUAGCUCUGUGACGGAAUUGCUUUUUCUUUAUUUAAGCUGAAGUUUUCCCAAAAGGCAUUUUGAAAAGCUGAUUGUAGAUUAGCCUUCAUUUUUCAGCAUUGCCACAGAGGGGGCAGUGUUAGUUGAACUUUUAACGUCAUCUACAUUUCAUUAAACGUGUGUUUUGGGGUUUUUUGUUUUUGUUGUUUUCCCGAAGAUGAUGCAACACCGUGGCUUUUUAACUGUUUACAAAUCGAGUAUGAUUGUAACGUGUACAGGUCUCUGAAGUUCUUUUACAAUAUGGAUCAAUCUGGCUGCUCAUGUCAUUAUUAUCAUUAUCACUAUGAUUAUUAUUAUUAUUAUUAUUAUUAUUAUUAUUAUUGUGUGUUCCCUUUGGUUUCUCAGCGCUGGUGUGUGUCUGUGUGUGGACAGCUGGAGCCUCUGAUUGUGCCCUCAGAGGGGAAUGUAACCUAAACACACGCGUUACUCAUGUACAUAACCAUAUAGCGCGUUGUUGAUGCACAGAGAUGUCAGCAUUAGGCGAAGCCAUGGACCUUAAUGUGUGUGUAAGCUGUUUCUGCUCCCCAUUGCGUGUAUGUGUGCUUGAGAGAGAGAGAGAGAUAUCCAUGUUUAAACCCGUGAGUAUUAGCCUUUAUUUUGCGACUGUAUGCUGCGUGUGCCAGUAUUGAAACUUUUUAAUAACCGCUUUACCAAAUCGACUUUAAUCAAAAGCUUCUGCGCUGAAUGAUUCCACAUUUCCAUUAAAAAAAAAUAAUGAUUUAAAAAGUCAACAAAAUGCCUUGCGAUUGCACUUGGUGUGUUCAGUCACUGAUUUAAAGUGUUUGAUAACACAGAGUGUAGCUGUGGAGAGUGAGAGGAGGAUUAUACUCUGUGUGCGUGUAUGUGUCCAUUUACAUUCUAACUGUGCCCUCCUAUAAACACACUUACUUUGUGUUGCUCCUCGUGUGUGUGUGUGUGUGUGUGUGUGUGUGUGUGUGUGUGUGUGUGUGUGUGUGUGUGUGUGUCCAGUCCCUGGGGACACUGUUCCCCUUCACACACGCACACUUCCUUGAUGUGUGGUGCUCCAAACCUCUGUGUGCGCAUGCAGUUGUCCGUUACACAUCACCCAAGUGUCCAUGACUACAGUACUCUUAUUUAGCAUUUGCUUAUGUUUGUAAUGUGUGUGUGCGUGUGUGUGUGUGUGUGUUUGGUUGAGGGAAAAUGCUCAACAAAGAACACGCAUCUGCCUAGGGAGGAAUUUUCUGUGUUUUCUCUUACAAUAAUGCAGACUUAAUGAUUGAGUGUUGGUGCUGGUUUGUUCAGUGUGUGCGUUUGUGUUUCACUUCCUCUUCAUGUUCAUGUAUUGUUCAGUCUGUCAGACUCUGUGCAGUGUUAAUUCCACUUCACAUGUCCAUUUCUGAGUUUGUGCUUUGUUUUGUGCACGUGUGUGGGUUCUGCCCAUGUCGUCUUCACUGUACAUGUGAAUGAACAACCAUGGAUCUUCCUGGACUCCCCGUCCUAGUACACACACACACACUUCCUUUUAAUGUGUAUUGUUCCUGUGUGUGUUUCGCCACGGUCUCCGUUACACUCAUUACACUCUAACUACAUGCGUCCAUUACUACACUGCUGUUUAUCCGCCUAGUAUAUUUUUGUGUGCGUUAACAUGGAAAAAAAAAUCCUCUCUGAGCUUUAACAAUGGUUCUGAUUUGCGCUCGUUUAAACCCUUCAACUUGUUGACUGAAAUAGAAGGGGGGGCGGGGGGGCUUUAGCCACUGAGUUUCUUUCAUUUUCAUUUUGUCCUCUUGUAUAUGUGAUGUUUAUGUAUGAACAAGAAAACAGUUCUGUAAUCCACUGUCAUGCCAAAUCUAGGGAGAGAGUGCAGGAGGAAAGGGAGUACUCUUUAAAAUCUGGAGUGUGUGUGUGUUUAUGCUAACUGGAUGGCAACGUACAAUCCCCAUGAUGCAUAAUGGCAGCCGGGUAAAGGGGGGUGGGAAGGGGUGUAAUCUGGCAUAGACAUUCUACUUUUGUACUGAAUGAUUUUGUUUCUAAUUGAUCCUGUGAGCGAAUCAUCGCAGUGUGUGUGUGGUGGUUAUUUUUUCUUUUUUCUUUUUUUAAAAAAUAUCGUUCCUACUGUUUGCAAUUUUCGACUUUAAACUGUGAGAGCGUCUCGCCAUCGGUUGUUGUCGUUCCGAUUCUCGAUUGACAAAACCCUAAAAGCUUUAGAAAAAAAACCAGCACAAAGAGGCCGAACGAGAAACUCUUCCACCCUGGAGAACAUUCGGAGAACGUCUAUGCAGCGAAGGACGAGGCUUCCAUUAAAAUAAUCUGUGUUUAUUCUUAAUAAUAAAUAAAAUUUAAUAAUCCCAAGUGGAAUUUAAUGCUUUUUUUUUUUUUUUUUUAAAUAAAUAAAAUCCUUCAAACGCACGUGCCAUGACUGACAUCCAUUUUUUUGUGUUUUCUUCUCCAAAAAUAAAGCGGGCCAGUUGUAGCAGACUUUGGAGCAUUAUUAGUGUUAUUGUUACUGUUAAAUAUUAAUUCAGCGACUUCAUGACACUCCUCAGCAGCAAAAAUGUAAAAAAAAAAUAAAUAAAUAAAUAAUAAAAAAAGUUUUUAAACUGAAAAUACACCAUUCUGGUUUUAUGCUCACACAAUGCGCGCAUCCUCGAUAUGCACACUGCUUCGCUAGGACUGUUUUUGAAAAAUACAAAGAUUUAAAAGCGUCGCAGAAAUGACAUGAGUGAGCAGGAGGUCUCCUCAGCUUUCCUGCAGUCGUCUUUAGCGUCAAUGUGUUUUAGUUUGGGGGAAACUGCACUUUUUGAAGGACAAUCCUUAUUUGUAACGGUCAUUAUUAACAAUAUUUAGUCGAUGAAUAAUAACGAGAACACAAGGUAGAGACUCUUGUAGUGAUGAAUGUUUCCUCUAAUGCUGUUUUUAUUUUCUCUUUGUUGCUUGGUUUUUGAUUUUAGUGCCCGGUUUAAGUGGAAUAAAUCUGUAGAGUAGGUUUUUAGCUUUCUUUUUUUUUUUUCUUUUCUUUUUUUGUUGUUGCCUCUACUUGUAGACUGAUUAACUGUUUGUAAUGUUCUGAUCUUAAUAUCAGAAUACAAAGCUGUAUAAACCCGGGUACAACCCGCAAUAAAUAAAUAAAAAGUCUAACAUGGAA